Monascus purpureus is the source of this 1689-nucleotide messenger RNA. Lineage: Eukaryota; Fungi; Ascomycota; Eurotiomycetes; Eurotiales; Aspergillaceae. The record is from the annotation of a GenBank genome assembly.
AUGUCCUCCAACGACUUACCUGCGGCCGCGGAAACCGCAGCAUCGAACCCAUUUAGAGUUGAUGCCAGCCGUUUUGCAUUCACACCUCGAAGGCUUCGGGUGGUCUGUAUUGGAGCUGGUUUUUCCGGUCUCACCCUUGCAUACAAGCUCCAGCACGAGAGACCGCUAGACUAUGUGGACUGGGUGAUCUAUGAGAAGAAUCCCGAGGUUGGGGGUGCCUGGUGGGAGAACGUCUACCCUGGUGUUGGCUGUGAUAUUCCAGCUCCAAGCUACGUGUUCCCGUUUGAACCGAAUCCGAUGUGGUCCAAGUUUUAUGCUGGAGGAGAGGAGAUCAAGCAGUACAUGAUCCACACGGCAGACAAAUAUAACCUGAGAAAGAAUAUCGUCUUCAACAUGAAGUUGAUCAAGGCCAACUGGCACGAAGAACAGGGCAAAUGGAAACUCCAGCUUGACUCCGGUACUUCCAUUAAGUACGACGAGGCCGAUGUAUUCAUCGAUGCAAAAGGCAUUCUCAACCACUGGGACUGGCCUCGUAUCCCAGGACUCCAUUCCUUCAAAGGGGAAAUAUUCCACAGCGCGAAAUGGGAUCCAAAUUAUGAUUGGGAAGGGAAGAGGGUAGCAGUCAUUGGCAAUGGAUCAUCUGGACUCCAGCUUGUCCCUGCCCUGCAGCCCAAAGCAGCCAAACUGGUCAACUAUGCCCGUCAUUCCACUUGGGUCUCCAUGAACCUAUGUGGAAAUCUAACAAAGGACGGGAUGGGAACGAACUUUGAGUUCACAGAAGAAGAGAAGCAAAAAUUUCGAGACGACCCCGAGGCAUUCCUCGAGUACCGAAAGGUCGUGGAAAGAUCUGUUAACAGCGUUUUCCGCAUGAUGGUUUCUGGCUCCGAAGAGAACGCCUUCCUGGCUAAUCUCGUGGACGGGAUAAUGCGACAGCGACUGAAUAAUGACCCCGAGCUGGUCAAACUGUUAAUACCCGACUAUGAAGUUGGUUGCCGGCGUCUCAGUCCCGGGGAUGGCUACCUGGAAGCCUUGCAGGCGAACAACGCAAGGCCAUGUUUCAGCCCGAUCAGACGUAUUACCCCGAGUGGAAUCGUGACGGAUGAAGGGGAGGAGGAGUUUGACCUUAUCGUAUGCGCUACGGGCUUCGUCAACACAUUUGUUCCUCCCUGGGAGCAGGUAGGUCGCAAUGGCAGACGGCUGGACGUGGAAUGGGAUGAAAUCCCAGAGGCAUACUUCUCUGUCUGCGCCGCGGGAAUGCCGAACUAUUUCAUGUUUGCUGGUCCCAACUGUCCUAUCGGCCACGGCUCCGUGCCGCAGAUGCUUGCCUGGACGGCCGACUACGCAUUGGAUUGGGUGGAAAAGAUAGCAACCGAAGAUAUCAAAUCGGUUGUCGUCAAAGACUCAGUAGUCCGAGACUACAACAUAUAUGCCCAGGAGAACCUCAAGCGUUGUGUUUGGUCGAAGGGCUGCCAUGCCUGGUAUAGCAAGAAAAACGACAACGGGAAGGGUAACACUGUCACUGCAAUGUAUCCAGGAAGUGCCCUUCACUACAAGGCUUUCCUAAAGACAAUUCGCGGUGAGCACUUCGACAUCCGCUAUACGGGACCUAGUAUGUUCACUUAUCUAGCAAAUGGGGAACUUGCUUUUGAGAGAGCUGAGAACGGCGAUCUGGCGUACUAUUUGACCUAG